AUGCAAGCCUUCCGGCAAGCGCUGUCAGAUUGCAAUUUGAAUGAUAUGGGGGCAGCGGGUGGUCUCUAUACAUGGUGUGAUUCUAACACAAAGGAGAGGCUUGACAGGGGUACUUGUACGCCGGCUUGGAGUUCAGAGUUUGGUUUCUCCAAAAUCAUCAAUCUCCACCCGUGCCGGUCUGAUCAUACUCCUCUUCUGCUGGAAGUGCGUAAGGAACAAAUGCGUCAGGACUUCUACCGGCGUCAAUUCCGGUUUGAAGAAAUGUGGUGUGCUCAUGAAGGUUUCUCGGCCAAGAUGGAGGAGGAUCGUACUGUUUUUCGGAGCCGAAAGGAAGAAGUGGAAGCUGUAAGAGCGCAGUUAGAUGCGCUUCUCCAGAAACCUUUUGAUCAGAAUGAUCAGACCUCUAAGCUUCAACUCUCACAACGUUUGAAUGAAUUAAUGUCUAUUGAUGAGACGUAUUGGAGACAGCGUUCUAGAGCGAUCUGGCUCAAGGAUGGAGAUCGGAAUUCGCGAUUUUUCCAUAAGAAAGCAUCGAACAGGAGACAGAAGAAUAGAAUUAAGGGUCUAUUCGAUGCUAAUGGGGUAUGGCAAGAGUCCAAGGCAGGUAUCGAAAGUGUGGUUUUGGAGUAUUUUCAGACUAUUUUUAGUUCCCACACCCUUGAUGUGGAGGCUCAAAAUUUGGUUCUCCAGACCAUUGAACCCCGAGUUUCUACUCAGAUGAAUGAGACGUUACUAGCACCAUAUUGUUUGGAGGAAGUCCGUAUAGCUCUUUUUCAGAUGCAUCCUUCAAAGGCGCCAGGUCCGGAUGGUCUUUCACCUUUCUUUUUUCAGAAAUAUUGGGAUCUCGUUGGCCAUGAGGUUAGUAAUGCGGUCAUUUCGAUGUUAACUCAUUUGGAAAUGCCCCCAGACUUGACUUAUACUUAUGUUGCUCUUAUCCCUAAGGUUAGGGAGGUGGUGAAUAUGUCGCAUCUGCGACCUAUUGCGUUAUGCAAUGUCAUUUAUAAGAUUGCCUCUAAAGUUCUUGCUAAUAGACUCAAGAGUUUCUUGCCAGGGAUUAUCUCUCCUCAACAAAGUGUUUUUGUUCCUGAUCAUCUGAUCUCUGAUAAUACUUUGGUAGCUUCGGAGUUAGCUCAUUAUAUGCACAAGUUGAGGCGGGGACAGGAGGGCUUUUUAGCCCUUAAGCUGGACAUUAGAAAAGCCUAUGAUAGGCUUGAGUGGGGCUUUUUACAGAGAAUCAUGUUGAAGAUGGGUUUUACUGAGCAAUGGGUGGGUGCAACUGAUAAUGUCUUGCUUAUCUACAGUUUAUCUGCACUGAUUACACACUCGGUCUCGUCUGGUCAUUGGCAAGGGUUGCGCAUUUGUGACGGGGCGCCUUCUAUUAGCCAUCUCCUUUUUGCUGACGAUAGUAUGCUCUACUCUAGUGCUACAUCUCAGGAUUGUACCUUGAUUCGGAAUUUAUUAAAUAUUUAUGAACGAGCUUCUGGGCAACAGGUGAAUUUGCAGAAGAGUAAUGUGGUUUUCAGUGGGAGUGUCCUUCCCCACAUGCGGGUUUCUAUGGCACAGAUUCUGGGAGUGCAAGCGGUGGAUAAGCAUGAGAAAUAUCUGGGUAUUCCAACUCUUGUUGGCAGAUCCAAGUCUGAUACUUUUGCUUACAUUAAAGAUAAUUUGUCCAAAAAACUAACUGGUUGGAGGUCUAAAUUACUUAGUGCAGCAGGAAGGGAGAUUUUAAUUAAAGUGGUGGCGCAGGCUAUUCCGUUGUACACAAUGAAUUGUUACCUGCUCCCCCAGACCCUUAUUCAGGAACUUUAUCAGUUAUGUGCCCAAUUCUGGUGGGGGAGUACGGAGGAGAAAAAGGGGAUGCAUUGGCGGGCAUGGGAUGAUUUGUGUAAACCUAAAAGUGUGGGAGGCAUGGGAUUUCGACAUUUAUUCGCUUUCAACUUGGCUAUGCUAGCCAAGCAGGGCUGGAGAUUAAUCCAAAGCCCUGAUUCUUUGAUUGGUCAAUUGUUCAAAGCUCUUUAUUUUCCAACUAGCAACUUUUGGGAAGUUACAUUAGGGACACAGCCUUCAUAUGCUUGGAGAAGUAUUUUGCAUGGGAGAGACAUACUUCGAGCUGGUAUUCAGCGUCAUAUUGGGAAUGGUCUGUCUACUAACAUUUGGACAGACCCGUGGUUAUGUGGGGAGGAGUUGGGUGUUUAUCUUUCAGAUCGUGUUACAUAUGUAGCUGACCUCUUCCUGUCCCCAGGUGUGUGGAAUUCUACUUUGCUUUCAGAACUUUUUCCUGCUCAUAUUGUUCAAAAGAUCUUUGAUAUUCCGCUUAGUCCCCGGAAUCAUGAGGAUAGAUGGAUUUGGGGUGGGGACAAAAAAGGCCGGUUUACAGUGAAGUCAGCCUACCAUGUGGCUCGACACAGAGUUCUUGCUGAUCAUUCUUCCGCGACUCAAUCUAAGUGCGGCUUUGUGGAAUCAACGGCUAAUAUUCUUCCUACUCGGAGUCGGCUAAGUGAACGUGGUAUUGAUCUUGAUACCCAAUGCCCACUCCGUAACGAAGACGUUGAGACGCCUAUCCAUGUGGUUCGUGACUGUCCUCACGCUGCUAGCUUGAUUGAAGGCUCCAAUUUACCCUUGGUUUCGGCCCCUACAAAUGUUGUUGACUGGUUGGUUACUGUCCAUAAUUUGACUCCUCAAAACUUUGCCCCUUCCUUGAUGAUCUUGUGGGAUACUUGGAGAAAUAGGAAUGCCAAAGUUUGGGAUGGAGAUUUCAAGCAAGCCUCUGAGGUGGUACCCAUGACUUUGGGAUGGUGGAAGGAUUACAAAGCAGCCCAUGUUGCUACUCAGUCCGUGUCGGGGAUCCGAGUCAUGCCAAAGUGGAUUAAGCUUCUAGUUGGCUAUGUGAAGUUGAAUGUUGAUGUAGCGUUUGAUCAAACCUCUAGGCGUACAGGGUUGGGAGGAGUGUUUCGUGAUCAUACUGGGCUGUUUCUGUAUGCGUUUAGGCAUUCGGUCAUGACAGCAAACUCAGCCAAACAUGCUGAGCUGUUGGCCCUGCUUCUUGGGGUGCAGACAACCCUUGAGCAUCAUCUCACACCUCUAAUUGUGGAAACCGAUUGCCUGGAGUUGAUGACAGCUCUGUCGUCUUCUUCUUUAGCCUACUCGGACUUGGGUUUUCUGUUAGCAGACCUACGAGAGCUAUUGCAUGAAGCUUUGGAUGCUCGUGUUCUAAGGUGGGAAGACAAGCCAAUGGAGAGGCUCAUAUCUUGGCGCGAGAUGCUAAGAAUGCUGAUUCUCAGUUGGAAUUUUUUUCAACUAUUCCUCCGUUUGUGGAGGCAAUUUUAA
Rosa rugosa (rugosa rose) is the source of this 3327-nucleotide messenger RNA. RefSeq lists its product as uncharacterized. The coding region runs from base 1 to 3327 and encodes 1108 amino acids. Gene Ontology annotation, molecular function: RNA-DNA hybrid ribonuclease activity; nucleic acid binding. The transcript is spliced from 4 exons. Lineage: Eukaryota; Viridiplantae; Streptophyta; Magnoliopsida; Rosales; Rosaceae. The record is from RefSeq and is a predicted model, not a curated record.